This is a messenger RNA of Olea europaea var. sylvestris, 931 nucleotides long. Its product is annotated as ras-related protein RABD1-like. Bases 135 to 743 code for a protein of 202 amino acids. The record is from RefSeq and is a predicted model, not a curated record. Gene Ontology annotation, molecular function: GTP binding; GTPase activity. The transcript has 8 exons. Lineage: Eukaryota; Viridiplantae; Streptophyta; Magnoliopsida; Lamiales; Oleaceae.
UCUUACUUGAAAAUAAUAGGUUGCACCACAUGUGGAGAAAAAAAGAUAACUAUUUACAGUUCGAUUUACAAAACGAGCAAAUCGCUCAGUCACUUUAACAAAACGAUAAGGAAAAGUCAAAGAAUCGAAGAAAAAUGAGUAACGAAUACGACUAUCUGUUUAAGCUUUUGUUGAUCGGCGAUUCCUCUGUUGGAAAAUCUUGUCUUCUUCUCAGAUUCGCUGAUGAUUCAUAUGUUGACAGCUAUAUUAGCACCAUUGGAGUGGAUUUUAAAAUUAGGACUGUGGAGCAGGAUGGGAAGACAAUCAAGCUGCAAAUUUGGGAUACUGCUGGCCAAGAGCGGUUCCGGACCAUCACAAGCAGUUACUAUCGAGGAGCUCAUGGGAUAAUUAUCGUGUAUGAUGUAACUGAGAUGGAAAGUUUCAACAAUGUCAAGCAAUGGCUUAAUGAGAUUGAUAGAUAUGCAAAUGAUAGUGUAUGCAAGCUUCUGGUGGGGAACAAAUGCGAUCUCGUUGAGAACAAAGUUGUUGACACACAAACAGCUAAGGCAUUCGCAGAUGAGCUUGGGAUCCCUUUUCUGGAGACUAGUGCGAAAGAUUCUAUCAAUGUGGAGCAGGCUUUCCUAACCAUGACUGGCGAGAUUAAGAAAAAAAUGGGUAACCAGCCAGCUGCAAACAAGAAACAGGCGAGCACGGUUAAAAUUGAGGGUCGACCAAUUGAGCAGAAAAACAGCUGUUGUGGUUAAUUGCCCUUGACCGUUCUUUCUCAUAUUAAAAGGAAUGUAAACAAAUGUUAAAUAUCUAUUAACCAGCCUCUUUCUUGGGUUUCUUUUGAACUGUUGAAUGUGACCAGACUUAACUCACUAAGUCCCCAUUUUCAGGGAAAUGUAUAUUUUGAAACGCAAGCGUGUAUGAUAAACUAUUUUUCUCUCUA